This is a messenger RNA of Aedes albopictus (Asian tiger mosquito), 1535 nucleotides long. RefSeq names its product general odorant-binding protein 69-like. Lineage: Eukaryota; Metazoa; Arthropoda; Insecta; Diptera; Culicidae. The record is from RefSeq and is a predicted model, not a curated record. The transcript has a single exon. The coding region runs from base 362 to 1240 and encodes 292 amino acids. Gene Ontology annotation, molecular function: odorant binding.
UCAUUUUCAGCAUCAGUAACAUAGUUUUACUGAUUAGCUUUUUAAUAAUACACGGUAUUGGAAUUCCUGUAGCGCUGUGUACAAGCCAUAACACACCCAUCAGAUAAGCGGCCGGUAGGAUAUCAGAAUUAUAUCACUCAGCACGUGACAUCGGCAUAGGUUUCCGACAGCCACACCACAUCUUCUAGGAUAGAUUCAUUCAAACUCUUCCCAACGCAACGUUUACAACCAGCGGCGUCGUUCAUUCAUACCGAUCAUCACGUGCGUUCUGAUAGUGCACCACGCAUAAAUAUCAGUCAUUGAUGCGUUCUCAGCUCAGUGUAGACAUUCGAUCGUGCUCGGCAAACAUCUCCACGCAAUUAUGAGACGUGUUGUAUCGUUUCUUCUAGUGAGCCUUUGGUGCACUGUAUCGACAGUGUUGUCCGACGACGGAUUGCCCCAUUACAUAACUGAAAAAAGCUUCGACACCGCUUUGCGAGAGUGUGCUCAGUAUUUCCUAGUGUCAGACGAGACCAUCGCGGGAUACUAUCGGCAGGGAUUUCCAGAAACAGAUGAGAUCAAGCAGUUGAUCCGCUGCACAGUGCUCAACCUGGAUGCCUACGACGAUAGCACUGGCCCACUGGAGUACGUUUUGGGCAAUUACUUCAAACCCUGCCCGUCGGAUACCGAGUAUGCCGAGAGGACCAGAUGUUGCGUGAAGACUGCAUUGGACAACAUCUGCCCUAGUGAUGUUUACUCGCGAUCCUAUGCUUCCUUCAUGUGCUAUUACCGCGAAUACGGAAACUUAGUUACCGAAGAUCAGUUCGUCCCGAACACUCUGUAUGAGCUCACGCAAAUGAUGCUGUUCGUGCAAAGUACUCUGAACUUGCCUUACGAGGUGCUUGUUCAGUUCAGUAAAGGCAACGUUGUGAAUGACCCGAACUUCCCGGCCGUCCUCUAUGUGUGGGCCGUUCGCGGUGGCUACUACUCGCUGGGUGAAGGAAUUCAGCUUGAUAGGCUCUACACCCAGUACGGAGUGCCUGGACUGAUAAGCCCAGAGACGCAAAAAUGUGUAGCCGAUGUCGCGCAAGCCAACUGCAACGCCGACGACUUAACCAUCAUGUACAACACUUUCCUCACCUGCCUUCGUCCGUUGCUGCCGUUCGAAAAUCUUUUGCAGACGUUCGCGGUGGAACAGCUGAAAUGUAGCAAACCUUGUGCGGGAGGUGCGCCGGCGGUACAUGUAGGCUACAGAUACUGAAAUUUUGGAAUGAAUAUAUUCACAUUGAAAAAUGAGAAUCAGUGUUUUAUUGAACAUGUUCAACAUUAAAAAAUCUUCAUUGUCAGUGAGAUUUCCACACAGAAAAAAAAAACAUCCAGAUCAUUCCUCCGGGCAUGGCAAGAUUCGCUUCUUUGUUUUCAAGCUUUUUGGAUAUUCCCAGUACCACCGCCAGUUGGGGUGACAUUGGGCCUGGGGGGUAACUUUGAACCAAAAAUCAAGAAAGAUUUUUCGCUCAAAAAAAACUAACGUUUAUUGGAGUGAUUAUCAAAAGUGG